Messenger RNA from Lindgomyces ingoldianus, 1095 nucleotides. RefSeq lists its product as uncharacterized. The coding region runs from base 254 to 982 and encodes 242 amino acids. The record is from RefSeq and is a predicted model, not a curated record. Lineage: Eukaryota; Fungi; Ascomycota; Dothideomycetes; Pleosporales; Lindgomycetaceae. The transcript has 4 exons.
CUUAAUUUGAGUCACAAGAUAUUCAGAUCAGCCGAUAAGCUUCUUUUUCGCACAAGAGAGGAGAAUUUCAAGCCAUAUUUGAUCGAUGAGCCAAUAUCUAGCCACUCCAUAACGCAUCCUUACAAGAUUUUGAGCAUAGACGAAAGGCUUCUUGGCCGCGGUGGCGAUGUUCAGACGGAGAGUGGCCUUCGCUCCCACUGUCACUUCGAAUCUCUAUACAGCCAAGAGCCGUUCAACAUGGAAACAGCCCUGAAUGGCAACCAAUAUUCCGGGUAUGGGACCACUGUAUCGAUACUCCGGCAUAUGGCUGACGAAGGGCAGACGAGAUUCGGAAGGGAGACAUCGUGGUAGAAUAUCGAUAGAUGUUACUUGUCCUUUAGGUGGCUUGGCAGCCGUGCUCAUUAUCCCUUGCGCUGCCGCUCUGUUGAACGGUCAAAGCUGGGCUGCGAGUGCCCGAGCCAUUACCGGAGUAGUGUCCACGUCGGCGGGAGUGUCUCUGGUGCCGCUGCAAUCGGAGCCAGGCUACGAUGUUCUUCGCUGGGUGGUAAGAGCGCUGUGGGUAUCGACGUACUGCGCCUUCUUGACGUGCUCAUAUAUGAGCAUUACGCGGAACAGGCAUCUGUACUUGUUCUGCAGCUUACUCUUGGCUGCACACUUCAUCGCUGGCUUCGUAGGAAAUACCACGAAUGCGACGGAAGGAAUACAGAUGUUCGGGCCUCUAGCAGCGACAGUAUGUGCCGUAUUGGUAUAUAUACCGUUCCGCUAUCAUAGUUCUUCAAAUGAGGCAGUCCGUUUGGGGCGUCUGAGGCAGGGGAGUGGAGAGGGCGUGCAACACCGGUGGUCAAACUCCAGAGACCUGGAUGUGCGGGGAAAUGACGGCGACCUAGGUGUGCGGGGAAAUGACAGAGACCUAGGUGUGCGGGGAAAUGACGGAGACCUGGGUGUGCGUGCAAUGAACGGCAUCUUCGGAGUGGUCGUCUAGGUGUCAUUAUACGUUUUGACCUCACUUAGCGGGAAACCCGCAUAUGAGGUAUGUAGUGCAGGGUUUGGAUACCUAUUGGUCCCAUACGAGAUACAUAUUCUUUACGACAAUCC